This is a messenger RNA of Chelonia mydas (Green sea turtle), 1624 nucleotides long. Its product is annotated as Ig heavy chain Mem5. The record is from RefSeq and is a predicted model, not a curated record. Bases 432 to 1436 code for a protein of 334 amino acids. NCBI's taxonomy places the organism in Eukaryota, Metazoa, Chordata, Testudines, Cheloniidae. The transcript is spliced from 8 exons.
UGUGGUUUACCAGUGGGCUAAGGCGGUCCCCGGUGGAAUAAGGGCCUAACCCAUUUGGAGUCCAGUGAGGGGCCCCUUCUUUCAUUUUAAGUUUCCACAAGGGGUGAGUGAUUUCAGCACAUUUAUAAAUGCUUCUGGGAACUUUCAGCGCCCGGAUAACUAGAGCGCUCAGAAGAUGCAGGGGAGAAGACGCUGGGAGAAGAUGCAGCCAAUAUUUAAGGAAUAUUUCACUCCCCAUCAGCCAGUCAUGGAGAAAAUGGAAUCCUUCUAGCAGGAAUGGGCAUCGGUAGGCGCCCGUACCUUCCCCUGAUCCACCUGUCUCCCACCACCACCACGCCCAGCUGUAGCCGAGCGGACGGCGGGGUGUAGCCGGCUGAGGCUCGCUGUGCCUCGGUUUCCCCUUCCCGGGGCCCCACCCAGGCCUGCGACGGAUGCGGCAGAAGCACCCGGAAGGAGGGGCCCUGGGGGAGCCGCUCCGGCUGACCCAGCCGUCCCCAUCCCACGUGGUGGACGAGAAGAUCCCGCGGCUCGGCUGCCGGAUGUCGGGGAGCGACAUCACCACCCACGUCCUGUCCUGGUACCACCAGCCCCCCGGGCAGGGCCCCGUCUUCCUGCUGAGCCACCGGGCCGGGGGGAACAAGCCCGUCUACGGGGCCGGCGUCUCCGAGCGCUUCAUCGCCCACCUGGAGCGCUCGACCAACACCUUCAGCCUCACCAUCGGCAACGUGAAGCCCGCCGACGCCGGCACGUACUACUGCGCCGUCUGGUUCGCCAACCGGUACCUCUUCGGAGAGGGCACCCGCCUGGUCCUGGGAGGGGACCCCGGGAAGAAGCGCCCCCCGGAGGUGGCACUGCUGGGCCCGGCGCGGGCGGCCGGCCCGGCCUUCCUGUGCCUGGCCUGGGGGUUCUCCCCGGAGUCGGUCCGGCUGCGCUGGCAGGUGGACGGGCGAGAGCCGGGCCCCGGGGAGGCCUCCCCGCCGGCGGGGGGCCGGGAUGGGGCAGGUGCCGCCGGCCUGCUCAGCCUCCCGCCCCGGGCCUGGCUGGACGGAGCCCAGGUGACCUGCCGGGUGGAGCACGAGACCCGGGCCCAGCAGAGCAGCGCCAAGCUGAAGGGGGCCGGGCGGCAAGGCUGCUUGGUAUCCCCCAGAGACCCCGUCUCGCCGCCCGACCCUCUCGGCAAUGGGACCGCGGGGAGCGCCGCCCCCCAGAGCACCGGGGCCCCGAGCCUGGGCCGGAUCCUGGUGACGGCCUGGUGGUGCUACCUGGGGUCGCUGGCCGCCAGCUGCCUCUACGGCCUGGGGGUCUCCCUCCUCGUGGGGCUGCGGGGGCUGCGGGGGCAGCAGGAACCCAGGCGUCCGGGGCCACCCCCACCCCCUCCAGGAGCCUGGCAGAGAGCGCCCCGGAGGAGAGCCGGCCAGGAGCGCCGCUUCAAAUGAGACUCCCCGGCCCCCCCACUGGUCCCCCCCAUGCCCCCCGCCUGGGGACCGGGAACGCCCCUGCACCGGCCCCCCCCAGCCCGCACCCUGGCUGUCCCAUACCGGCUGGAGAGCUGACCCCACUCAGCCCCUGCUAACCCUCCCCCGGCCCCCCCCGGUCUCUGACACCCCCCCCGCCCCCCGCCCGC